Molecule: messenger RNA, 506 nt
Organism: Hibiscus syriacus
Lineage: Eukaryota; Viridiplantae; Streptophyta; Magnoliopsida; Malvales; Malvaceae
Product: putative lipid-transfer protein DIR1
Exons: 1
Coding region: 44-340 (98 amino acids)
Biological process (GO): systemic acquired resistance
Molecular function (GO): fatty acid binding
Source: RefSeq, a predicted model, not a curated record
ACAAGCUCACCGAUCACCAUUGUUUAGCAGACUACGAAUUGCCAUGGCGAAAGGGAAAGUAGUUUUAAUGAUGAUAACGGCGGCUUUAAUGAUGGAGGGGUCAAGGGCAAUAAGUUUGUGCGACAUGGACGAUGAGGGUAUCGAGGCGUGCAGGCCAUCUGUGACACAGCCGAAUCCAGUUGAUCCGACGCCCGAGUGUUGCGAGGCUCUUAAAGGGGCUAACCUCACAUGCUUGUGCUCAUAUAAGAAUUCGUAUUGGCUGCCUUCACUUGGUAUUGACCCUGCACUUGCCAUGGGUUUACCCCCAAAGUGCAAGCUCGAUAUGCCCCCUGAUUGCUGAUUAAGGUUUCCUGGGAGGAACAUCAACCGUGUUUUGUCAGCCUUUCACAAAUUGUAAUCUCUUGUGUGUGAAAAUCAAGUUUGCAAGUCUUCUAAAAAUGUGUGUUAAUUAUUAUUUGGUUUACCAAAGUUGUAUGAAUGGAUGCAAAUCAUGUCUUUUGGUUUUC